AUGUCUGUGCUGCCUGCGGGUUGGGAAGGGUUUAUCGGUGAGGGGAAGCUCCGCAUCGGGAGAAGGGAAGGCAGACAUCUGCGCCAAGCAGCCGACAAGUCCAAGGUUUACCAGGGAGUCCGCGUCAAGGAUACAGUCAAAGAGCUGCUGCAGAAACACCGUGCCCGCGAGGCCAACGGAAAAAAUGGCAAAACGAUCUUAUCCCAGGCGUGUUUGGAUCUGCAACAACUCUCUGCGUCCCUUUAUCCAACUCCUCCUGCUGCAAUCCCUGACGUCAGCGACUUCCAAUUUUCUUAUUCUGCCUCAAAUCCUGUCCACGAGAGCCAGAUGCAGGACCUGAAUUCCUACAACAACAACUUUCACUAUCAGUUUUGGGACGCCAUGUUGCCUGGAAACAGCGGCCCCAGCUCCCAGGUCCAUCCGCACCUUCACCAGCAUCAGCAUCAUCUACAGCUGCAGCACAGUGGACAGAAUUAUCCCUCCUCAGUCCUACCGUCGUGGAACCAUGGAUUGUCAUCGGAUGCAGACUACUAUGGGCCUGGCAUGACUUCUUGCUCACCGGCUGAUUCUCUAAAGCUGUGCAGCCCUGAGGACCACAACAGCUAUUCGCCCCACGAUUCCUUCUCCUCCUCUUCCUCCACCUCUUCGUCAUCAUGCUACGAUUCACCCAGCCGCUUGGAGCCGAGUCUCUGCAGCCCUUACACCCAGCACUUUUCCUCCCAGGACUCUUACAAUGCGGGCCAUUUGUGGACAGCCCAGCAGGAAAGCUUCUCCACCUCUGAAUAUGCACCUUAUUACAAUACAAUGGACUAUGCAUACCCCUGCAUUGAUGAGAGCUACUACAAGAGAGACCUCACAGCUGAAAUAUACAAUGCUUUAUGA
Molecule: messenger RNA, 882 nt
Organism: Knipowitschia caucasica
Lineage: Eukaryota; Metazoa; Chordata; Actinopteri; Gobiiformes; Gobiidae
Source: the annotation of a GenBank genome assembly